Nicrophorus vespilloides is the source of this 961-nucleotide messenger RNA. RefSeq lists its product as uncharacterized. Lineage: Eukaryota; Metazoa; Arthropoda; Insecta; Coleoptera; Silphidae. Gene Ontology annotation, molecular function: protein binding. The transcript has 6 exons. The record is from RefSeq and is a predicted model, not a curated record. Bases 22 to 828 code for a protein of 268 amino acids.
ACGAAUUGUGCUCAGUACAACAUGAAACUUGCGUCGCUCAUCGUGUCUACGUUCUUGAUAGUAGCCAUCAAAGCUGCUAAGCAUUGCGAUAAUCUGGGAACACUUUUCUACGAUGAUCUGGGAUGCACCCCAACUUUAGGAACAGUUGGAUGCCCUUCAUCUUACGAUUGUCCCAAUUUCAGUGUAACUCCGGGUGUUUGUAAAUUCCGCGGAAAAGAAUACACUGGUGGUCAAAUAAUCAACGGAACUUCGAGAUGCAAUCGAGGAUGUUAUUGUCAAGGAGCAUCAGCUACUCAAUGCGCCAUAGUCGAUUGUUACUUCGGUCCUAAAGACAACGAGGAAUGCUACAACACGUAUACAUUGCACGGUUGCUGCGCUUCAGGAGAGAAAUGCCCUCCAUUCAACGAUUUGGCUACAUGCAAAGCGAAUGGAAAGACUUACAGGGAGGGCGAGAAAUUUGUUGGUGAUGGUACUUGCAUGAGUUGUAUUUGCGGUAAGGGCUUUAAGGGCGAAUUAGUGGAGCCUUUCUGCGAGAGAAUCAAGUGCGACGUGGAAUUGGAAGGAGAUAAAAUCGCGGAUAAUUGCGCUCCCGCCUAUCGCAAAAAUAAAUCGGCACUUUGCUGUCCUUCAUAUUACAUAUGCCAGUCGAAAUCAACCACCGAAGAUGUUGUGUUAUCAGGAACCAAGAGUGAUCGUAAAUGUAAAUUCGGAAACGCCGAAUACAACCUUCACGACACCUUGACUUUGAAAUACACCUACGGUGGUCAACAUACAGCGAAGUGUGCUUGCAACUUACCUCCUCUUCUGACCUGCACUUUAGAUUACUAAAUUAAGAAUAAACAAAUUUGUGGUUUAUUUUUCUGAUGAUGCUGAUGAUGACACGGAAUGUAUACGUUAUAAGAUUAUAUGCGACCGAAUCGCAAUAAAUAGCAAACAAUAAAAUUUAGUUACAAAAUAAAAA